Molecule: messenger RNA, 1446 nt
Organism: Dermatophagoides pteronyssinus (European house dust mite)
Lineage: Eukaryota; Metazoa; Arthropoda; Arachnida; Sarcoptiformes; Pyroglyphidae
Gene: Nfs1
Product: Nfs1 cysteine desulfurase
Biological process (GO): [2Fe-2S] cluster assembly
Cellular component (GO): nucleus; cytosol; mitochondrion
Molecular function (GO): pyridoxal phosphate binding; cysteine desulfurase activity
Source: RefSeq, a predicted model, not a curated record
GUUUUCAUGCUUACAUAUGCAGUCACAUGUUUAAUUGCGGUUUUUAAUUUUUUUUUUGGCUAUUCAAAAAAUAGAAAUAAGAUAAGUUUAGUAAAUUAUGAAAGCUACUCAUCGUUUGUUGCGAAAUACAACACGAUCAUUAAUAAAUGUUUGGUCACAAAAUGUUUCGACGACAUUUGAACAGGCAAAUUUAGCCAUCAACGAAAAUGAUCGUGAUAAAUCGAAAUCAUCCUCAUUACAUGCACUUUAUCUUGAUGCUCAGGCUACCACUCCGAUUGAUCCAAGAGUUUUGGAUGCAAUGUUACCUUAUAUGAUAAAUCAAUAUGGAAAUCCACAUUCACGAACACACGUUUAUGGUUGGGAAAGUGAAAAUGCGGUUGAAAAUGCUCGCGAACAAGUUGCCACUUUGAUAGGAGCUGAUCCAAAAGAAAUUAUAUUUACAAGCGGAGCAACAGAAGCCAACAACAUCGCUAUCAAAGGUGUGGCAAAUUUUUAUAAAAACAAAAAGAAUCAUGUGAUCACCACUCAAACCGAACAUAAAUGUGUCCUUAGUUCUUGCCGUUAUCUCGAGAAUGAAGGAUUUCGAGUCACAUAUUUGCCUGUCAAAUCAAAUGGAAUAAUCGAUCUGGAACAAUUACAAGAUUCCAUCACUGAUAAAACAAGUUUAGUGUCUGUGAUGACUGUUAAUAAUGAAAUAGGUGUCAAACAACCAAUCAAAGAAAUAGGUCGAAUAUGUAGAGAGCGUGGAGUUUUUUUUCAUACAGAUGCGGCUCAAGCAGUGGGAAAAAUACCUAUCAGUAUCAAAGAUAUUGAAGUUGAUUUGAUUUCAAUAAGUGGUCAUAAAAUUUAUGGACCAAAAGGAAUUGGUGCAUUAUAUGUUCGUCGUAAACCUAGAGUUAGAAUCGAACCGAUUCAAAGUGGUGGUGGUCAAGAACGAGGAAUUCGCAGUGGAACCGUACCCACACAACUAGUCGUCGGAUUGGGUGCUGCUUGUCAAGUGUCGUCGAAAGAAAUGGAUAAUGAUCGUAAAUGGAUAGAUAAAUUAUCGGAAAAAUUAAUCACUGGUAUCACCUCUGAAGUUACUCAUGUUAUUCGUAAUGGUGAUCCUGAAAUGACCUAUCCUGGAUGUGUAAAUCUUUCAUUUGCCUAUGUUGAAGGUGAAAGUCUUUUGAUGGCUUUAAAAGAUGUAGCUUUAUCUUCGGGAAGUGCCUGUACAUCGGCAUCAUUAGAACCAUCAUAUGUUUUAAGAGCAAUCGGUGCCGAUGAUGAUCUGGCACAUUCAUCAAUACGUUUUGGUUUAGGUCGUUUUACAACUGAACAAGAAGUGCAAUAUACUAUUGAUAAAUGUGUAUAUCAUGUACAACGAUUAAGAGAAAUGAGUCCAUUAUGGGAAAUGAUACAAGAAGGUAUCGAUAUUAAAACAAUAAAAUGGUCGCAACAUUAAAA